AUGUCCGACGAAGAGUUUGACUUGAAAAAGAAGAAGAAAAAAUCCAAGAAGGUUGAUUUCGACGCGUUCGAGACGGAAGAUGCUCCGAAUGAUGGUGGUGAUGCUGGUGUCGCGGCAGCCGUCGCGGAGAAAAUAGAAGAUUUGGAUCGUACGUGUUUCGUGUUUUUCUCUCGUUUUGGGUUUUUCUUCGUCUUCUUUUUUCUUCAUCCGCUUCUUCCUUUCUUAACGCAGCAGCAGUUUUCAUUCGUCAUUCAAAGAGAUGGUGACGAUGAUGAGAACGCGAUGACUGUCGUCGAGCCGCUUUUGGACCUGAAAACUGCUGCUGUCGAAGAGUUUGGUAAGAAGAAGAAAUCAAAGAAGAAGAAGAAACUCGCGUUAUCAGACGACGAGGAAGGAGGAGGAGAGAACGAAGAGGAGGAAAAGGCGACGACCUCGUCGUCCGGCGGCGGCGUUCAAUCCGGGUUAGGUCUCCCUUGGGACGGUUCCGAUCGAGACUACCACUACGACGAACUUCUCGGUCGCGUCUUUGGCAUUCUCAAGGAGAAGAAUCCGGCGCUGUCGGAGAAGACGAAAACGAUUAUUAAACCGCCGCAAAUUGCGAGAGAAGGGACGAAGAAGACGGUGUUUGCAAACUUGAUGGAGAUUUGCAACGCGAUGCACAGACCGCACGAGCACGUGACGCAAUACAUGAUGGCAGAACUCGGGACGACUGGGACUUUAGACGGUCAGCAAAGGCUGAUUAUUAAAGGGAGAUUUCUGCCGAAAGUGUUCGAAGGUGUUUUGAGACACUACUUUAUCGAUUACGUGAUUUGCAACAUGUGCAAGAGUUCGGACACGCAGUUAGUGAAAGAGGCGACGACGAGGUUAAGUUAUUGUAGGUGUCAAUCGUGCGGCGCGUCUAGGUCGGUGUCGAAUAUUCAAAAAGGUUACACCGCGGUUGGGAGAGGUGAGAGAAGGAAAGCCAGAGCAAUGGGGACGUAA
Bathycoccus prasinos is the source of this 981-nucleotide messenger RNA. RefSeq lists its product with no specific name. Gene Ontology annotation, cellular component: eukaryotic translation initiation factor 2 complex. The transcript is spliced from 2 exons. The record is from RefSeq and is a predicted model, not a curated record. Gene Ontology annotation, biological process: translational initiation; formation of cytoplasmic translation initiation complex; formation of translation preinitiation complex. The coding region runs from base 1 to 981 and encodes 326 amino acids. Gene Ontology annotation, molecular function: mRNA binding; translation initiation factor binding; translation initiation factor activity. NCBI's taxonomy places the organism in Eukaryota, Viridiplantae, Chlorophyta, Mamiellophyceae, Mamiellales, Bathycoccaceae.